Molecule: messenger RNA, 396 nt
Organism: Aspergillus pseudotamarii
Lineage: Eukaryota; Fungi; Ascomycota; Eurotiomycetes; Eurotiales; Aspergillaceae
Exons: 2
Coding region: 1-396 (131 amino acids)
Source: RefSeq, a predicted model, not a curated record
AUGACCCAAAAGACCGUUUUCCAGGGCGACGCAAAGUCCCAGUCCCACGUCUCAGUGGGCUCGUCUAUCUACUCCGAGAAGCAAGGCUCGUCAUGUACUGUGCAUGGACCCUCUCAGACUCCUCAUCUGGAUCACCAACUUCAACAGCCUCAAACCAAGGAGAUCUUGCAAGCACUCACCGUGGCGCUCAAUGACAUUGCGGAUGAGCGUCAGUGCACCAAAUGUGCGGUGGAAACUGCCUCGGGCCUCUUGACAGGAUAUGUUCGUGAGGUGAAGGCAGCCAAGAAGAAUGGCCAAUAUUCCAAGGAGGAGAAGAAGGCGCUCAAGAAAGAAAUCAAGGGUUUGGCUAAGGGGGUAAAGAGGGAUGUGAAAGCGUUGUGGUUGGAGGGGAAAUAG